Molecule: messenger RNA, 2391 nt
Organism: Echinops telfairi (small Madagascar hedgehog)
Lineage: Eukaryota; Metazoa; Chordata; Mammalia; Afrosoricida; Tenrecidae
Gene: TTI2
Product: TELO2 interacting protein 2
Exons: 7
Coding region: 398-1891 (497 amino acids)
Cellular component (GO): cytosol; nucleoplasm; centrosome
Source: RefSeq, a predicted model, not a curated record
CGUGGGAAGGGCUGCUGGUUGAGUUUCUGGCAUUUAUUCCGUAAACAUUUUCGUUUUGUCUGUUUUUCAUGGGCGUGUUCCAAAAGAAGAAGAAGUAGAAGAAUUUACGUCCUUCGCGGGUUGGCGUCUGAGACUCACAGCCAGAGAGAGACCUCCUUUUCCUCUGCAGGACCCCUAGCUUUCCCCACGCGAAACCAAAUCAGUUGCCCUGGACUAGGACUUAAAGAGCGACAUUUCGGGGGGGUAGCCAGAGUAGUCCAGGGUUUUUCAAACACUUUAUUUUCAUUCGUGCCUGACUCCUCCCUCCUCCAGGCCCCCUCAGAAUUGUAUUGGGUUUUAGUCUGUUCUUUGGGGGAAUUGCCGAUCCGGCGCCCGCCAUCUUUCCUCAGCCUGAGCCAUGGAGCUGGGCCGCGCUCCGGAGAACCCGGCACCCGAGGACCCUGGCUUGCCUGGCGUGCCUUCUCCCGUCGCUCCGAGGGAGGCCUUCUCCCGUUUAUUACACCGCCUUUCUCGCCCGGAGGCCCGACGAGGUAAGGGGAGAGACUCAGUUUUUCAGGACCUCGGUGCUUUAAUAGAGGCUGCAGAAUGCGACGGAUUAUUUGAAGGGAGUGGUGCAUCCACGUGUGAGUUGCUGGGCGAGGUGGCAAAAGCCCUGGGGAGGCUUGCAGCCCCACCCAAGGAAGAUGGGAGUCGAGGUGACGGCCGCCCUGCGGUGGCUGAGACCGCCGUGGACGUCGGAUUACUAUUUCUGAAACUACUCCGGAAAAUUCAGACUGGCAAGACUUCCCUGGGGUGCUCUGCGUGGAAGACCGGGCUGCAUCACUUGGCAGGACCCGUCUAUCUGUUUGCUGUCGCACACAGCGUGGAACAACCGUGGACCAGCCCAAGAUCUCAGGAGGUUGCUAGAGAGGUGCUCUCCUUGCUGCUUCACGUUUCAGACUGCGGUUCUGUGGCAGGGUUCCUCCGUGGAGAAAAUGAAGAUGAGAAGGGGAGAUUGACUGCUAUCAUGGGGCUUCUCAAGCCCAAUUUGGCUAAGGAAUCGUGGAAAAAUAACCCUGCCACCAAGCAUGUGUUCUCAUGGACUCUGCAACAGGUCACUCGACCCUGGCUGAGCCAACAUCUGGAACGGAUGGUUCCGCCGUCAUUGCUCAUCUCCGAUGACUACCAAACUGAGAACAAGCUCUUGGGUAUACGCUGCUUGCAUCACAUUGUACUUAACGUGCCAGCUGCUGACUUGCUCCAGUACAAUAGGGCCCAGGUUCUAUACCAUGCCGUUUUCAACCACCUGUACACACCGGAGCAUGAGCUCAUUCAGGCUGUGCUCCAGUGCCUGCUGGAUUUAUUCCCCAUCCUGGAGAAAGGCCUGCAGUGGAAGGGGGAUACCACACGUCCCACCACACAGUGUGACGAGGUCCUGCAACUGGUGCUGACCCACAUGGAGCCAGAGCACCGCCUGCUCUUACGGAGGACCUAUGCCAGAAACCUACCAGCUUUCGUGAAGAGGUUGGGGAUCCUGAGUGUCCGACACUUGAAAAGGCUGGAGCGAGUCAUCAUUGGUUAUCUGGAGGUUUAUGAUGGACCUGAAGAAGAGGCUCGAUUGAAGAUCCUGGAGACCCUAAAACUUCUUAUCCAGCACACGUGGCCCAGGAUUCCCUGCAGACUUGUAGUCUUACUGAAGGCACUCCUGAAACUGAUAUGUGAUGUUGCAAGGGACCCAAACCUCACACCUGAGCCUGUGAAGACUGCUUUGCUAGCAGAGGCUACAAACUGCCUGAUUCUCUUGGACCACUGCUCACAAGGGCAGGUGAAGGGUCUGCUGGCCAAAAUCCCUCAAAGCUGUGAAGACAGGCUGGUGGUGAGCUGCAUCCGAAAUGUGCAGCAGGCCUCCUGAGCCACUCACUGAUGACACUCGGCAAGGCUUGUACUGGCUCAGCUCCUGGCACAGGAGAGGGGCUUGCUUUUUUUGUAUCUCAUAUUGUAUGAGUGGUUAUUUAUGGAAAAACGUUUUUACACUAAACAUGGUUAUAUUUUCUUUUAUUUCCUUUGCCUCCAUCGGCGAAGGGGAAUGAAGGUAAGAAAAAUCAAGUCCUGCCAUUUCUAAAUGAAAGCUUGUCACAGAUGGGGAAACACGCCUGCACGUGCACAAUGGAAACAAAGGUGGGUGUAUGGUUGAAAUUUAUAAUAAUUCCAUGCCCACCCCAAGAAUUCAUCUGUUAAGCUUCUUAGGCUCAAGCUGUUACAACACCACAUAUGCCAAAAAUUCUAUAAAAAUAUUCUGUUCAUAAUUUAAGGCUUCUUUCCACUUCCAGAUUUCUUGCCCCAAGAAGUGACAUAAAUAUUGAGAACACAAGUAUGAUGUGAAAUACAACAUAAUAAAAAACUGGAGGUGAA